This is a messenger RNA of Lentinula edodes (shiitake mushroom), 696 nucleotides long. RefSeq lists its product as uncharacterized. Lineage: Eukaryota; Fungi; Basidiomycota; Agaricomycetes; Agaricales; Omphalotaceae. The record is from RefSeq and is a predicted model, not a curated record. The annotation marks the transcript as partial. The transcript is spliced from 2 exons.
AUGUCUACAAACAUCAAGUUCAAAGUUCCUAUCCUGAAAGAAGACCUCAGUAACUGGGUCAUCUACAAGCAACGUGUCCAGACUGAAGUCGUGUCACAUCGCUUAGGACGACAUAUGACGGGAACGAUUCGACCACCCAGACGUGUCACUGAAAUAUCCGGAGACUUUUACCUCACCGGAAGUGCGACGCCGUUAACAGACGAUGAGUACGAGAAGUGCAUGGAAGCUCGAGAUGAGUAUGAAGCAAAGGAAGCACAGCUCUGCAAAAUCCUCUACGAGACCAUCCCAAUUUCACUAUUCCUGCGUAUUCGGGAGGAAGUCACUGCCCACGAUACCUGGAAACAGCUCUGUUCAGUCAUAGAGGAUAGACCUCCCAUCAGUGCCGACACUCUGCACCACAGAAUGAUGAGCCUUCGUACCCCUGAAGAAGGAGAUAUCCGAGAAACACUCACCCAGCUUCAAAUGUGGUAUGACGAGCUUGCUGGCAUGGGACACCGUGUUCCCGACGACUCUUUCAUGACAUACAUUCGCCAAUGCUCUGCUGCCAACGUUACUCACAAUGGCGAGGUGAUUGAUACGGGCGCAACGCGCCACUUCUCACCCAUCCAAUCCAACUUCAAAAAUCUCGUUCAAAUUGCUCCGUCUCCAGUUACGGCUGCCGACGGUCGAUCAUUUGUUGUCACAGCACGAGGAGAC